AUGCUCUUCACACUCGUUCUUAACUUUAUCGCCUGCCUCUUGUUUGUUCCACCAAGCAGCGCCCAAGGCAAUCCCGCCCAAUGUCCCUCGAACAUAACCUAUACCGUUGUUCAUGGGGAUGACUGUAGGAGGAUCGCAAGGGCGCACAGUAUCCCAACGGCAUUAUUAAUCUCAGUCAAUAACGCCGACUGUGCGAAUCUGUGGAGUGGUCAGGUACUAUGUGUCCCACAAUCCUGUCAGCUGUACCCCGUAAGUGCCGGAAGCACUUGCCAGGCCAUCUGCGACAUCAACAGAAUCACAAUAGACCAACUAUACGAAUGGAACCCUUACCUUAACUCGGAGUGUACCAACCUAAUCGCCGGGGACGAAGUAUGUAUCGGCCGCCCAGGAUCAGGAAUGCACCCAACAGUUACUACAACCACAUUCGUCACUGUAACGUCGGUCAGAACGAGUGGCUAUGCCACUUCAACCGUUCUACCACCUGGCCAGACCCCGCACGGUACCACGCACAAAUGCGGAGCAUAUUAUCGAGUCCGAGCGGGAGACUACUGCGAGCUCAUUGCUGACAACUUCAGCAUUGAGCUGCCGUUGUUCCAAGCAAUCAAUCCCUCCAUCAAUAACGACUGCACGAACCUGGUGCCUGGCUUGUACUACUGCGUCUCGCCGACCAGAGAUUGGAACCAGACGACAACGACAACAUCGGCUCAUACCUACACCAGCGCUCCGGCGCCCACACCCAGUGGCACCACAUCCCACUGCUAUGAUUGGUACGUCGUCCGAUCAGGCGACAGCUGCCUCCGCAUUGAAUCGUUGUAUGGAAUCACGCUCGAUGAAUUCAGGUUCUGGAAUCCGAGCCUGAACCAGGAUUGUUCGAACCUGAGGGCAGGACAUGCGUACUGUAUCAAUGGAGAACGCGAGCAAUCGCCGUCUCCGCGAUGGGUCCAGGCACAGCCAACUCGGGACCCCAAGAAGAAUAUUCUUGCGGAUAGGAUGGCCAUCAUCGAAAACGGAAUACCCGAACAAGAGAAAAUACCAUGA
Molecule: messenger RNA, 1038 nt
Organism: Aspergillus calidoustus
Lineage: Eukaryota; Fungi; Ascomycota; Eurotiomycetes; Eurotiales; Aspergillaceae
Source: the annotation of a GenBank genome assembly